Molecule: messenger RNA, 684 nt
Organism: Salvia hispanica
Lineage: Eukaryota; Viridiplantae; Streptophyta; Magnoliopsida; Lamiales; Lamiaceae
Product: cotton fiber protein
Source: RefSeq, a predicted model, not a curated record
CCCAAAAAUGGGCAUGGCAUUGUUAAAUCACAAAGAGAAACUCACCCUAAACUUAGAGAAAAAGGAGAAGAAAUCCAAUCUAAACUCCUUCUACUUCUUCCUUGUAUUCAUAAUCAUGUACCUUUCCACAUUCUACAUCUUCAAUCUCUCCCCUUCAACUCUCAUCCGCACCACCAAAUUCUGGUUCAUCAUGUCCAACACCAUCAUCCUCAUCAUCGCUGCUGAUUCCGGCGCCUUCUCCCCCUCCAAAACCCUCGAAGAUCACACCAAAAACAACCUCCCACCAACCCCUCUCCCCUAUAAUUUCCCCACCAAAUAUGUCCCAAAAACAACACCAAAUCAUCAUCAUCAGACACCUCCAGAAAAGAUAAUAGAGGUGGUGGUUGUUGCUGCUGCUUCAGAUGACGAUCACAUUGUCUUCACACAAGAAACCCUCGAAAUCGAAAAAGAUGAUGAUGAGAAAGAAAGUGAGAUUGAGAGGGUGGAAGAGGAGGAGGCGGUGGAGACGUUGUCUGAAGCUGAAAGGGAAGAAGACGAGUACUCGAGAAUGUCGGAUGAAGAAGUGAAUGAAAGAGUGGAGGAGUUUAUUCGAAGGUUUAACCGACAGAUUAGGCUUCAAGCUGUCAGAAACCGACGACCCUUGGCCUGAUUUUUGUUUUUGUUUUUUGUUUUUUGCUGUCUCAU